AUGCUGCGCUUUUGGCAUCUCCUCUGGCUGCCACUAGCGAACAGCCAAGGUGCUCUGCAAUGGCUCAAUUGUCAUGGGCCGCCCUUCAAGCCUGCUUGGGCAUCACUGCAGGCGACACUCCUGGAGCUGCUGCAGCGCCAGCCAGAUCUGCUGAUGAUCGGACGGCCACUGCCGCCUGCAGUCGUAAUGCUGGUGGAGGAGCUGGAACCAAUGUGCCAGGCACGCAAGGACGUGGCAGCGCUACUGGCUUGGACAGGCGAGAAGCCCGAGACAGACUACGAGGCCAUGGGUUCCCUUCGCUGGUGGAUCAACGCGUCCUUCGAGGUCGAAGGAGUCGAAGGAAAUGGGUUUUGCCUCUACGGCUGCGUCACCGUGCUUUUCCUCCUGGCCUUCAACGAGUUGUCGUGGCUACUCAUCUCGCCAGAAGAGCCCUCGGUGGCCACAGCUGAGAAGAGCAUGCAGGCGCACGCUACAAGCUUCCUUUACAUGAGGGGUGAAGUGGCGGCCCUCCAACAUCAGAUCUUUCCCUAUGGUAGUGCGUGGCCACCGCGUCUCCCGAACUGGACAAUGGAGGUCUUUGAGAGGGCCGAGGCGCACGCUGAUGGUUCGCAGCCAGUUCAAGAGUCGCCUCACGAAGGCUCUGCGAUUUCGCUGGCGCGGCGGUGGCAGCCCUGUGACCCCCUUCGCCAGGUGUGCAGCGCCCCAAGCCCUGCAGGAAGGGGGCACAAGUUGAUGGACUCCCAUCGCGGCCGCAGAGAUGAAGCCUUGGUCAUGCUGCUGGUCGGGGAGCAUGCACCGUUCGAGAACACGGUUUGGCAGUGCAUCGAGUCGGCUUCCAUUGCCUUGAGUGUUCCCGUUCGGCCCAUCUUCGCGGGUGCCUACUACGGCUGCAGAGGACUUCCCAGUGCCUGUGCACCGGACUCGACGAAAGACUGGUUUCGGGCGUGGAUGCAGAGGUGGCCGAAGCAGAGCGAAUCUGCAUUGGAGGGCGUGCAGGCCGAGGCAGAUGGGCUCUUUGAGGCCAUCAAGCGACAUCCGGAUCCGCAGGCUGCCCGUCCGGAUAUUCUCUUCUGUGGGGACACCGUGCUGUUCUGUUGGCUCCUGCGCCGGCGCAGUCUGCUGGCCCGGCGGGCCGGUUUCCACGAGCUCCCUUCGCUCCAUGUCUAUGGCAUGGUCUUCCUGCAGUAUGUUCCGCCGAUGUGGAGACUUGAGAUGUUGGAGGAUUUCGCGAAUUGGUGGCUCCUUGAACGCAGCCCCGUCCGGGAGCCGGCCGGUGUCCAGAUCGAGGCAUUGGGCCUGCAACUCCAGUGGCAGAUGGGCAUCGCCCUACCUUUUGUGCCUAGCCACUCUCAUGCAGCUGAGGGGAUCUGUAGACUGGUGUUCAGGUUUUGUUUCAUCUCAUGUCUUGCAAUAUUUCACUGA
Molecule: messenger RNA, 1422 nt
Organism: Symbiodinium sp. CCMP2592
Lineage: Eukaryota; Dinophyceae; Suessiales; Symbiodiniaceae
Source: the annotation of a GenBank genome assembly